Messenger RNA from Oncorhynchus nerka (sockeye salmon), 10753 nucleotides. It is a transcript of the gene prrc2c, whose product is annotated as proline-rich coiled-coil 2C. The record is from RefSeq and is a predicted model, not a curated record. Gene Ontology annotation, biological process: cell differentiation. NCBI's taxonomy places the organism in Eukaryota, Metazoa, Chordata, Actinopteri, Salmoniformes, Salmonidae.
AUCGUGGACUGGCGGUCUGCCAUCUUUGAUUGUGCGACAGGCCGCGGCGCCUUCACUCACUCAAUACUGUCUCAUACGAGACAACGGGUGUGCAAGAAGACAGAAACACAAGCCGAGAGCCUGUUAACGUCCAAAUAACGGAGGACACGUCGGGGAAGAAGAAAGGGCACGGUGUAGGCAACAGAAACGCAUCAGGCCCGUGCAAGUCGAGAGGAGCUUGUUGGAUGCUAGCUUCCACGCUAGCUAAUAUCGUUAGCCGAACUAGCAAGGUAGCUUUUGUAAUCCGCCGGCCACACACACACUCGCACAAAACAGGCCGAACCCAGACGAGGCAUACGACAGACUAGAAGAAAGGGACCGGCGGUGACGGGAGGCUGGUUCUGGAGGUGAGACCGGAGGACCAGACUCAAUGAGUUUCCAGGAAAAUGUCAGAGAAGUCAGGGCAGAGCACCAAGGCAAAGGAUGGCAAGACCAAGUAUGCAACCCUUAGCCUCUUCAACACAUACAAGGGCAAGUCUCUGGAGACCCAGAAAACUGCAGUUGCUGCCAGACAUGGGCUCCAGAGUUUGGGAAAGGUUGCCGUCAGUCGACGCAUGCCCCCCCCUGCCAACCUGCCCAGUUUGAAGGCAGAGAAUAAGGGCAACGACCCCAACGUUAACAUCGUCCCCAAGGACGGCAGUGGCUGGGCCUCCAGACCUGAGGGAGGAGACGAUAGGCAGUCUGAGACCCCCCCUCCCCAGCCUAAGCCCGCUGCCCCCCAACCCCCAGAGGUCUCGUCCUCUAUAGGGGGCAGCAGAUCCUGGGCCAACAGUAAGCCACCACCACAGCUAGAAGGAGGAGCCCCUCGUGUGAGCAGCCAGUUCCACCAGGAGUUCCCCAGUUUGCAGGCGGCUGGGGAGGCGGAGAAAGGGGAGGGGCAGGAGGAGGAGCCUUAUGGACCUGGACCCAGUCUCAGACCUCAGAAUGUUGGUAGUUGGCGAGAGGGCGGGGGCAGGAAUCUGACCACAGGAGCCAGCCCUUCUGAGAUGGACAGCCGUGGGCCAGAGGAGGGAGGGUCGGCUUUCAGCACCCCCUCACCCCCUGGGGAGGCGGAGGAGGGGGGCAGGGUGCCCCCUAAUGAAAAGGGAGAAGUCAGGGAGAGGCUGCCCCUGUCUGUCCAGCCUGCAUCCCUCUCCUCCCAGCCUCAGCUACAAUCCUCCUCCUCUGUGCCUGCCCAGCCUAAACUCAACGGGGGCCAGCAGGCCUCUGCCGGGGUGCCUCCCCAGUUCCACCCCCAGUUCAGGGGCAUGAUGCCACCCUAUAUGUUCCACGCGUACCCCAGAAUGCCCUUUGCUCCAAUGCCAGGGAACAUAAGAUACCCUGUUCCACAGGAUGGAGCCAGGAGGGUCCGCCCCCAGCAGGGCCCCCCCCAGGGCUGGCUCAAGGAUCCAGACAGACCCUGCAUCAUCAGCGCUACAGAGCUCAAAGAGCUUGACAACCUGGACACUGAAGCUGACGAGGGCUGGGCUGGAGCUCAAAUGGAGGUAGACUACACAGAGAAACUCAACUUCAGUGACGAUGAGGAGAACCAAGCCGCCAAGGAGAAAGGAGAAAACUGGGAGUGGAUCGGUAAAGUGGAGCGGAUGAGGCCGCUGCGCCCCUCAGAGGGCAGCAAAGGCUCAUGGGUAGAUGGAAGGGACCCCAGGGCGCCCUCCCCAGGCAGUAUAGGGCAGUACAAGACCGGCCCACCACAGGACUACCAGGGUCAGCCAGGUGUGCGCUUGGUAGGCAGCAGAGCCCCUCGCGUGGCCAAAUCCCCCACCGCAGCUCCCUCUGGCGAGGAGGAGUCAGAGGCCUGGCGCCAGCAACGCAAGAAGCAGGACUUGUCGGAAGCAGUAGAAAGAGCCAGGCGGAGGAGAGAAGAGGAGGAGAAGAGGAUGGAAGAGCAGAGACUCGCCGCCUGCGCAGAGAAACUCAAGCGCCUUAACGAGAAACUCCGCCCAGCAACAGAGGCCACAUCCGUCCCUGCCGGAGAGACAAGCAAUGAAGAGAUGGGAGCUGUGUGUGAAGACACACCCCCUUUGUCUGUUCCUCCCCCCAUCUCUAGCCCUGCACCUUCUCAGGCUGACCCUCUCCCACAACCCCUGACCAUACCAGCCCCUCUCCAAGACAGAGAGAGGAUGGAAAGAGAGAGGAUGGAGAGCGAGAACAAGAGGAUGGAAAGAGUAGAGCCUAGUGCGGAGGAUAGUCAGUUUGUGCCUCGCCAGCCCAGCCCUCCGGUUCAAAGACCAGAGUCCAUACCCCCAGAGCCUCAGCUCGGAGAAGGCACCCUAGGUGAGGUGGGCCCCCUGAGCGAGGUAAGCCCCCUGGUGGAUGAGAGCCAGACUGAGAGACUGAUUCCCAUGCCUAUCCGAGAGUACUUCAGCACCGAUGAGAGUAGAGUGGAGGGGCGUGUGCCCCUGUCUCUGCCCCGUAUGGACCCCCCCAUUGGAGAGGACACCCCGCUGGCCCCCCCAGACCUGGAGGGAGAGGCAGGGGUUGCCAUACGCCCCUCUCUCACCUCGGGAUACUCCAAACAAUUCCAGAAGUCUCUGCCCCCACGCUUCCUCAGGCAGCAGGAGCAGAUGAAGCAGCAGCAGUGGCAGCAGCAACAGCAGCAGGGUGGUGGUGGAGGAGGAGGUGGUGGUGGUGGGACUGUGUCCCCAUCAGGAGGAGGAAGUGUAGCUGCCCCCCAGCAGCAGCACCGCUCCCUGUACCAGCCCAUCGGCCCCCCUCACCAUCAGCAGCACCUGGCUAACAUGGGCUUUGACCCCCGCUGGCUCAUGAUGCAGUCAUACAUGGACCCCCGCAUAAUGUCUGGAAGACCACCGCUCGACAUGCCAAACAUGCACCCUGGACCUGGGCGGAUGGGUCCUAAGCAGAUAGUUCGUAGGGAAGCAGGGGACAAGUCCAGCUCCAGUUCUGACUCCUUUGACCACCUGACCAGGCCCAUACGGGACCACAGUCUCCCCUCUGAACCACGUACAGUGUGGGGGUCUGACCCGUACGCACAAACUGAUCCCCUAACCUCUGCCACUCCCCCUAAAGGAUGGGAGGACAAGGACACCAGGUUGGACUCUGGGUUGGAGCUGGACCGGGGUUUACCAGUUAUUUACCCCAGCCAGGAUAUCAGUCCUCUUGAACCCCGCAGCAAGAUUGACUUAUUCAGAAAUCACACAGAACCCCUGUCAGCAUUUGGCCCGGGCCCCGAGGAGGCUCCAGGAUCCCUGCAGACAGAGAGAGGGCCUGGUGAGUCCCCCUUUGAGCCAGAGGAGCCUGGCCUGCCCACUGGAGAGGAAGUUGAGGCUCUGGGACAGGCCAUGCUACAGAGGACCAUCUCCCAGGGCUCCAGCCACUCACUCAAACUGGACGAGCCUAGGUUCGACAGCCUACCCCUGGGCACAAAGACACUUGAGCUCCAGGAUGCAGGGGAGAGGCCAGGCCCAGAUGAACUGAAGCCUAGGAAAGAUCCUUUCUCCCAGGCUGCUGUGGCCAACAACAGGCCCACCCCUCCAUCCGACAGCCUCCACAAGCCAGAGAAGCUGCCCUUGUCAGUCCCUAGCAAGCAGAAGGCUGAGUUGCGUUUGGGAGGGAGGUCAGUGGCCGGCCGGAGGGAAGGGCCAGGGGGUGAGAGGCCUGUACGCAGGUCUGGACCCAUUAAGAAACCUGUACUCCGAGACAUGAAGGAAGAGCGAGAGCAGCGGGAGGAGAGAGAGCGACACAGAGAGAGAGGGGAAAGAGGGGAGAGACCCAAGAAGGAGGAGCGAGGAGGAGCAAAAGCUGCCUUCGCGCCUGCUGCUGUGUCUGGGGGCCCCAGGGACAGGCCCCAGGGAGAAAGAGAGAGGGACAGGGAGAGGGAUGGGAAGAGGGAGGCCCCUGAGACUGAGGAAGGGCCUGUGAAUGGCCCCCAGAGAUCCAGAGACACACAAGCCCUAUCAGGAGCACAGGCACCAGCCUCCCAGGACAACAAGACAGACAAACCAAUGACCAAUGAUAAACACCCCGAACCUAAACUAUCCUGUAGGAAGGAGUCCAACCUUCCUCCAAGGGCCUACCGCCGUGAGGAGAGGGAGAGGGAGCGAGAAAGAGAAAGGGAUCGGGAAAGAGAGAUGGAGCGGGACAGAGAGAGAGACUGGCCGGCUGAUGGUUUUCGAGCCAGAGGCAGAGGAGAGUACUACUCGCGAGGACGGAGUUUCCGGGGUACUUACAGUGGUCGAAAUAGAGGUGGCCGGGGUCGUAGUCGAGGGGAGUACCCUUACCGGGAGCCACGCUCGCGCUCAGACCUCCCAACCACCGGUGGCGGCAUUGCCUUCCGCUGCUGCCGUGAAGAGAGCGAGACGCGCAGCGAGAGCUCUGACUUCGAGGUGAUGCCCAAACGCAGGAGGCGCCGUGGCUCCAAUACCGAAUCGGAGAGUGAAGGAGGACGGGAGUCCGCUAGCGACACAGGGGCUUCAGACCGUGAGCCCAGCGCUAAACCACCCCGACCGCUCCGCAGGGAACUACCAGGAGAGCCCCGCUCCGGACCACACAAACCUGGCUUUGGACCCCCUCACCUGGGAGAGAAAGGAGGGCUCAGGGGAGGAGACGAGGAGGGUAGGCCCAAGCCAGGCUUCCUGCCCAAAGGAGAGCCGUCACGGAGGGGGAGAGGGGGCCUGUACAGCAGGCGAGGGGGCACCAGGGAGAGAGGAGGUCCUAGGUCAGCUCCUCUCAGACGACCAGGAACCAGAGAGUUGUCCUCCCAGUGGCCCUCUAAACCCAUGGAGACCUUCCGCCCUGAGGACACAGAACCCUCAUCACGCUACGACAAUCGGGACACCCACUCUGACCGACGGCCUGUACGAGGGGACAGAGACCGUCCUUUCGAGGUGAAGAAGUUUGGGGAGGGGGGACCCCAGAGUAGCAGAGACAGAGAGAGGCCCCGUCGUCCUCGCCCAGCCCGACCCCCCAGACAGGACAAACCCCCCCGCUUCCGGAGGCUGAAGGAAAGAGAGGCUGCUGUCUUAGCUGGAGGAGAGACAGGACCUGGACCCACCUCCACUGCCUCCCUCCCAGCCUUAGUGCGUGCCUCUGGGCCUGGCCCUGUCUCCCUGUCCCCUACCCUCUCCAGAGCUUCAGGGACCCCUGUCACCAUUCCUGUAGAGGGGGGACCCACAGCCGUUGACCUGCACCUGACCUCUGACCCAGCCCUGCCUGAUGCCACCCCUCCCACCACCUCUGCCAUGGGCACCAAGUCACCUGACUUUUCCAACCAGAACUCUUCUGACCAGGCCAACGAGGAGUGGGAGACGGCGUCAGAGAGCAGUGACUUUAACGAACGGAGAGAACGAGAGGAGAGGAGGGGAGCGCUGGAGGCUGCUAACGCAGCUACCCAGCCCUCGGCCCCAGCCCCGCUACCCCCUCAAGGCUCAGCACCCCCCAGUAGGACCCCCACUGAGGGAGGGAUGACGCCCAAACGCGAAGCAGCGGGGCCUGCCUGGGCCAGGAGGAGUUUCUCCAGUCAGCGUCCGGUGGAGAGGCAGAACCGCAGGGGGAACAGCGGACCCAAACCAGGCCGCGGCUACACAGGGGGGAAGGGAGAGAGGAGAGGAGGUGCCAAGGCUGGACGCAGAGGAGCUGCCCCUAACCCAGACUCAGCCCCAGGUGGGGGAGCAGUGCGUCCCGGGGGUAAAGAUCCAUCUGGACGCAGGAAGGACGAGGCCAAACAGACCAAACAGAAACCCAAGGAGAAGGAGAAUGCUUUGUUGCAGUUUGACCUCAACAACUAUGCCAGUGUGGUGAUCAUAGAUGACCAUCCAGAGGUGACUACCUUAGAGGACACCCAGUCUAACACUGCAGACGACGGCUUCACUGAGGUGGUCUCACGUAAACAACAGAAACGACUACAGGACGAGGAGAGGAGGAAGAAAGAAGAACAGACUACACAGCACUAUGGGAAGAAAGGAUCAGGGGAGAAGGGGAGAGGAGGAGGAGGAGGCAAGCUGCCUCCCAGAUUUGCCAAAAAGCAGCAGCAGCAACAAGCAUCGCUACAACAGCAAGCCUCACAGCCACAGCCUCCACCCCCCCCCAAAAAAAACAAGCCACAUCUCUCUGCCCCCCAGUUCCCUCCCCCUUCCCAGCCUGCUGCCUCUCCUCAGACUUUGGAGGGCUCUUUAACCCCCCUACCCUCCGCCCUGACCCCUACCAUCGUGGACUUCAGCUCUAAGACCUCCCUGCCAGCUGUGGCCCUGGCCACGCAGCCCCACAGCACUCUGGGUACGGAACUCUGGGAAAACAAGGUGGCCGGAUCCACCGUCCUGCCCGACGUCAAGAAACUUGGACCUAUCAGCCCUCCUCAGCCUCCUUCAGUCAGUGCCUGGAACAAACCUCUCACCACUUUCACUGGGGCUGUCACUCCUGAGGGAGUCAAACCUGGCUCCGAAGGAAGUGUGGAUCUGGGGAUGGACAGGAUCCAGUUUGGAGCCCCGUCCUCAGCUGGCAGUACAGACAGUGAUGGUGUACCAGCCAUGCUAGAGACUGGACCUGACAACAAACUACCUGCUCCUAAAGAACAGAGACAGAAACAGCCCCGUGCUGGACCUAUCAAAACACAGAAGCUCCCUGACAUGGAGCCUAAGGAGUACAAGCCUGGCCCUAUCGGUAAAGAACGCUCCCUCCGUAACCGCAAGGCUAAGGACAUCCACGGGGGGGAGGGAGAGGGUCUGGAUGGGGGGAUAGUACCAGGAGGAGGGGCCAGCAGAGCAGUGGACUCCAGCCCCACCAACACCGACACCUCUGUUCCUGAGCUGGGGGGUGACAUCGAGGUGAUGAUCACCAUAGCUUCUUCGGAGUAUGGCAGCAGUUCCAAGGAGUCAGUGACUGACUACACCACCCCUUCGUCGUCUCUGGCUGACAGCGUUCCUACUGGAGGGAGUAAGAUGGAGGAGAGCCUGGUAGCCAACGUGCCCCUGCCCCACUCUCUGCCUCUCCCUCGUAGAGAGGCGCUACAGCAGAGCUCCAGCCUCAGUACUGUCUCUCCUGCUAGCGUUGACCUCACACUGAAGAUGGAGUCAGCUCGUAAAGCGUGGGAGAACUCCCCCAGCCUGGUAGAGAAGAGCUCUCCUGUCACCUCCUCUUCUCCCAUCACCUCCUGCACCUCCUCCUCCUACUCCUCCUUCUCCUCUGCCUCCAUGCCUCAGAUACCAGUGGCCUCCGUUACGCCAAGCACCUCUCUGACAGGUGCUGGGACCUACACCACGUCCUCUCUGAGCACUAAGACCACCACGGCCUCUGACCCCCCCAACAUCUGCAAGGUGAAACCCCAGCAGCUGCAGACUGGAUCCAUGAGCGGGACCAGCUUCUCCCAGCUGGGCUGUGUGGCCCCCUUGCUGCCCCAGCAGCAACAGACUCCACAGGUCUACGUCUCCCAGUCUGCAGCAGCCCAGAUUCCAGCGUUCUACAUGGACACCAGUCACCUGUUCAGCAACCCCCGCCUGGCACCUCCCUCUCUGGCACAGCAGCAGGGCUACCAGCCUAGACUCUCACAGCAGGCAGCGGUGCAGCAGAUUCCAAUCCCCAUCUAUGCUCCCCUGCAGGGCCAGCACCAACACACACACCAACACACACACUCUCACCAGGCCCAGCUAGGCCUCAGCACCGGACCUCCCGUCUCACAGCCACAGGACCUCUUCAGCUCCUCACUGCAGCCUUACAGGUCUCAGCAGGCCUUUAUGCAGAGCAGCCUGUCCCAGCCCAGCCCCAUGAUGUUAUCAGGGCCGUCUCUCCACAGCUACCCUGGGGUUGGGGGCCCUGACCUGGGCAAGCCUCAGUCCAGCCUGGCCUACCAGCAGCCCUCCAACACACACAUCCCGAUCAUGUUUGAACCACAGCUCAACCAGCCCUCUGGCAUGGGAGGAUCCCAGCUGAUAGACACACACCUACUGCAGGUAUGGGAAAAGCGUCAGGGGAUGAGUCAGCAUUCUAACCUGUACUCGGGGCAGGUGCAGCAACACGGACAGAGCAGUUACUAUAGUAACACACAGUCUCCUAGCUCUGCCAUGCAGCAGGUGCAAGUCUCUCUGCCGGGCUCCCAGCUAGGUCUUCCUAACUAUGGUUCUGGGGGUGGCCAACCCCUCCUGGCGCUGCCCCCCACCCCUCCCCAGGCUCAGCCCCCCAGCCUCAGCCGCCAGCCCCCCAUCUCCCAGCCCUACAGGGGUCCAUUCGGGCCCGGACCCACACACAGCAUGAUGCAGCCUCCUUCCAGCAAGAUGUGUGAGAUGGACCUGAAGCUGUUUGGCAGUGGGAUGGACAUGAAGCCUGGCACUCCUCCUCACAGCGCUAGGAGCACUACUCCUACAUCUAGUCCUUACAGGGCCAGCUCUACAUCUCCCAGCAGCCAGUCCAGUAAGAUGAACAGCAUGCUGUACCAGAAACAGUUCCAGCCCAGCUCUGCUGCCAUGAGGGUCACACAGCACUUCCCUGGACAGUUCAACCCACAGAUUCUGUCUCAGCCCAACAUGGUCUCUCCUCUGGUGCGCCCUCCCCCCCACACCCAACAUGCUAACUCAUUUGGUGGAGGGAUGCAGCGUUCGCCAAUGGGCCCACCACCCAUGUCUCCCUCUCUGGGAGGAGGGCUGAUGCCUCACCCCCGGCCGCUACCGCAGCAGCAGCAGUUCCCCCAGCACCCCCCCAGAGGGCCUCCUCCCCCCGCACCUCGAGGCCCACCAGGUCCCAGAGGCAACCAGGCAGAGCAGGACCUCAAGGCGAAGCAGCGAGCCGAGGUGCUCCAGUCGACUCAUAAGUUCUUCUCAGAGCAGCAGCUCAAGGCUCCGUCAGUCUCCAAACCCACUCGUCUCGACCAGGGGGGAUGCAAACCCCCCCUCGACAUCCUGCCCCCCAACCACCAGACCGUAGGAGUCGUGGAGCGCCCUGAGCCCGACAAAUCCUCUCUGUCGGUGGGCAAGCCCAUCCGGACCGGCCCUAUCAAGCCCCAGGCCAUCAAACCAGAGGAGGGGAAGUAGAGCCUCAACAUUCUCCACAGAAGGAGAGGUGGAGAAAUAAUCCAGCUGCUCCACUCAUUCACACAAUCACUCGCUCUCACACAUCACCCGUGCUGUUGUUGGAGAGGGGGAGGGAGAGAAAGGGAGGAGAGGUGGGGUGUAUAAGUCUGAAUGAGAGGGCUACUGUGUGUGCUCCAACCUCCCACCUCUCUCUCCCCCCCUCCUUCUCUCCUGUCCUCCACUAUUGGGGGUCUGUGUGUUUUCGGCGGAAGACAGUGCGUAAACUGUACUUCAAAUGUCUACCGUGAUGGUAGAAAAAGAGGGAGCGAAAAAAAAAAAGAUAUGAGAUUCGCUGCUGAUUUUGCCAUUUUUAUAGCUCUAUGAUUUUGGUUCCUUUCCUUUUCUCAGUUGAAUCACAUGAAGACAGGGCUCUCCUUUUUGUUAACAAAAGAAUGUAUCAAUCUUUUGUUUUUGUAGUUGAACAAUCUUAUUUAAAGCGAUGUCUUUUAGUGAAGCACAGACACGUUCUAUUCACCUGUCUGUCCUCCUCCCAUCAUUACUAACACAGCUAUGUGAGUGUGUACAAUCUCUGCAUGAUCACCACACACCUUCCCCUUAGUGCUCAAAGGUUUCACCAAUAUUACUUCAAGAGAAACUAUGAAGUAAUUCCGUUUUUUUGUUUGUUUUCCUAGAGAGGAAAUGUAAGAUGCAGCAGUUGAUUGCUUGAUCGAUUGAGUUAUUGAUAAGUCUGCCUUCCCUCCUGCUUUCUGCUCUCAUUUCUUUGCCUGACAUGGUGGUGUAUGGGGGUGUGUGUGUGUGUUUUUGUGUUUUGCGUGUUGCACACAUGGGCAGGCUAUUGCCCGGUUCUCUGUAUCUUUAGCCAAAGGUUGAGCAGCGCAAAGAUGUCACAGAGCCUUUGGAAAUUCCUGUUGCUAUGGCAGCAGAGUGGAAGGGGAGUUAUUAUGGGUUGUCGGUAAACCCUGAAUCCAGUCUAGGGAUACGUCUCACACACUCCCCUCUUCCAUUUCCCUCCCUGCCUCCCUCAAGAGUAAGGAUAGUAGAAUACACCUAUAAUACACUCCUCUACCACCGUUCACACACCCAUCCUCAGUGUCUCUCAUACACACACUUUACUGUCGGGCACCCUACCCUGCUGCUACUGACAGAAAGAGAGAGUGAGUACUGGUGCCCUUAGCCAGGACACACAGCAGGAGAGGGCUAGAGAGUGGGGGUUUCAUUUUAAAAACUGUAGAAACAGAAAAUCAUUCAGUGUAACCCUCACCAAGAGGAAACAAGACUGACUGAGACGGGGAGGAAGAGAACAGCAUGAGAAAACAGCCUCCAGAGUUGAACUGUAGUCUAUGGUUCAGCUGUGUUCCGGGCAGAAGGACAGGUGUUCGUGUUGAGAGGAGAGCUCGCCCCUGUCUUCUCCUGUCUCUCCAACUCACUCAGUCUCACUCAAGCCUACACCGCUCACUCAUCUCGGGUUUACCAUGGUGAGAAGGGUCCUUCAGAAAUGUACAGUAGUAUGCUCCCCUAGUGGGUAGGGGGCUAUGGAGCCAGUUGCCCCACCCCACUCUAACCAGAACAUGGAAUGAGAAUUGUGUAGGAGGGAGUGGUGGAGGGUGUGAUCAUGAUGAUAAUUAGUUUAGUUUUACUUGUACAGGGGGUACAUCGCUGUAUUAAAAUAUGUACGGUCUUAUUUACAUUCUUGGUUUGGUUAAAGAAACUAAUAAAAUUAUAUGCUGUUAAAAAGUGAA